AUGGAGCACCUAGGUCCGCACCACCUCCACCCGGGCCACGCGGAGCCCAUCAGCUUCGGCAUCGACCAGAUCCUCAACAGCCCGGACCAGAGUGGCUGCAUGGGGCCUGCUUCGCGCCUUCAGGACGGAGAAUAUGGCCUUGGCUGUUUGGUCGGAGGCGCCUACACCUACGGCGGGGGCUCCGCGGCCGGAGCGGGGACCGGGGGCGCGGGAGCCUAUGGCGCUGGUCCCGGUCCGGGCGGCGGCGGCGGAGGAGGAGGUGGCGGCGGCGGCGGGGCUGCGCUGAGCGCUGCGGGAGUGAUCCGGGUCCCGGCGCACAGGCCACUGGCUGGAGCCGUGGCCCACUCCCAGCCUCUGGCCGCCGGCUUGCCCACCGUGCCCUCUGUGCCUGCCGUGCCGGGCGUCAACAACCUCACCGGCCUCACCUUCCCCUGGAUGGAGAGUAACCGCAGAUACACAAAGGACAGGUUCACAGGUCACCCCUAUCAGAACCGGACGCCCCCCAAGAAGAAGAAGCCGCGCACGUCCUUCACGCGCCUGCAGAUCUGCGAGCUGGAGAAGCGCUUCCACCGCCAGAAGUACCUGGCCUCGGCCGAGCGCGCCGCCCUGGCCAAGGCGCUCAAAAUGACCGACGCGCAGGUCAAAACCUGGUUCCAGAACCGACGGACGAAGUGGAGACGGCAGACCGCGGAGGAGCGUGAGGCUGAGAGGCAGCAGGCGAACCGCAUCCUCCUGCAGCUGCAGCAGGAAGCCUUCCAGAAGAGCCUGGCUCAGCCGCUGCCUGCAGACCCACUGUGCGUGCACAACUCGUCGCUCUUCGCCCUGCAGAACCUGCAGCCGUGGUCUGACGACUCGACCAAGAUCACUAGCGUCACGUCCGUGGCGUCGGCCUGCGAGUGA
Galeopterus variegatus (Sunda flying lemur) is the source of this 900-nucleotide messenger RNA. RefSeq names its product T-cell leukemia homeobox 1 (gene TLX1). Bases 1 to 900 code for a protein of 299 amino acids. The transcript is spliced from 4 exons. Gene Ontology annotation, biological process: regulation of transcription by RNA polymerase II; animal organ development. The record is from RefSeq and is a predicted model, not a curated record. Gene Ontology annotation, molecular function: RNA polymerase II cis-regulatory region sequence-specific DNA binding; DNA-binding transcription factor activity, RNA polymerase II-specific. Gene Ontology annotation, cellular component: nucleus. Lineage: Eukaryota; Metazoa; Chordata; Mammalia; Dermoptera; Cynocephalidae.